Meleagris gallopavo (turkey) is the source of this 2964-nucleotide messenger RNA. RefSeq names its product bestrophin 1 (gene BEST1). NCBI's taxonomy places the organism in Eukaryota, Metazoa, Chordata, Aves, Galliformes, Phasianidae. The record is from RefSeq and is a predicted model, not a curated record. Gene Ontology annotation, molecular function: chloride channel activity.
CUCCUGGGGCUCCCGGAAGAUUGUGACACAGAGAAAGGGACCAAACAGGAAAGAAUUAGCGGAAAAUGCUUCUCCUCUGGCAGCCACCAUGGCUGUGCCAGGAGUUAGCAGCAGCAGUGUGGAGCAGCCAGCCCUGCCUCCCCCUCCUUCAGCCGCCUCUAUAAACACGCAGGGCUUACUCAGAAGAUUAGAAAGGAACAGGGCAAAAGACAACAGAGUCUCUUUUGUAAUGAGAAAGGAUUAUGGCAUCAAGUGACCGGCUGCAGCUCCCAAGUGGUUUCAGGCUCCUUAGUACACCGCGUCUGUCAGGUUCAAUCCCCCCAUGAGCCAAGGGGGCAAGGAAAGGCAGGCUGUGGCGCUGGCCACAAAGGACCCAGCGAGGACACGUGCAGGAUCAAACCUCCACCGUCUCCAGUAUAGCUCAGGAGCCUGUGACUGAUCUGUGAUGACAGUGACAUACACUAACCGCGUGGCUGAUGCCCGCCUAGGCACCUUCUCGCAGCUCCUGCUCCAAUGGAAAGGCAGCAUCUACAAACUCCUUUACUCCGAGUUCCUUAUUUUCAUCUCCCUCUACUUCGCCAUCAGCCUUGUCUACAGGCUGAUCCUCAGUGAAAGCCAAAGACUGAUGUUUGAGAAGCUGGCACUCUACUGCAACAGCUAUGCUGAGCUAAUCCCUGUGUCCUUUGUGCUGGGUUUCUACGUGGCCCUGGUGGUGUCCCGCUGGUGGGCGCAGUAUGAGAGCAUCCCAUGGCCUGACCGCAUCAUGAACUUGGUCUCCUGCAACGUGGAUGGGGAGGAUGAGUACGGGCGGCUGCUGCGUCGCACGCUGAUGCGCUACAGCAACCUGUGCAGCGUGCUCAUCUUGCGCUCCGUCAGCACUGCUGUGUACAAGCGCUUCCCCAGCAUGGAGCACGUUGUGAGGGCAGGCCUUAUGACACCUGAAGAGCACAAGAAGUUUGAGAGCUUGAAUUCUCCCCACAACAAGUUUUGGAUCCCAUGUGUGUGGUUCUCCAAUCUGGCUGUGAAAGCAAGGAAUGAGGGGAGGAUCCGGGACAGCGUGCUGCUCCAAGGCAUCCUGAAUGAGCUCAACACUUUGCGCAGCCAAUGCGGGCGGCUCUAUGGGUAUGACUGGAUCAGCAUUCCCCUGGUCUACACCCAGGUGGUGACCGUGGCUGUUUACAGCUUCUUCCUGGCCUGUCUGAUCGGGCGGCAGUUCCUGGAUCCUGAAAAAGCAUACCCUGGCCAUGAACUAGAUCUCUUUGUGCCUGUCUUUACGUUUUUGCAGUUCUUCUUCUAUGCUGGAUGGUUAAAGGUGGCUGAGCAACUAAUUAACCCUUUUGGGGAGGAUGAUGAUGACUUUGAAACCAACUGGCUCAUCGACAGGAACUUGCAGGUCUCCCUUAUGGCAGUGGAUGAGAUGCAUCAGGAUUUGCCCAUUCUGGAGAAGGACCUAUACUGGAACGAGCCCGAUCCCCAACCACCUUACACUGCAGCCACCGCUGAGUACAAGCGCCCAUCAUUUCUUGGAUCAACCUUUGAUAUCAGCAUGCAGAAAGAAGAGAUGGAGUUCCAGCCCCUGGAGCAAAUUAAAGAGAAUGAGGAAGCAAACCAUUCCACGCCACUAUUGGGACACCUGGGCCGUCUCCUGGGUGUCCAGUCACCAAGUUUCUCCAGGUCCUCUUCUCGGAUGAACCUACUGCGCCGGCGAGGGGAGCCCACGUCCCCCUUCUCCCAUUACAUGUACCAAGACAUGGGCAAGUCGGGAAACAUCAGUCAGCCAAGGGGAGACACCAACUCACAGGAGCAGUGGGACGGUGAGGAUGGAAAACUGAGGGAGUUUGAUGCCUUCAUAUCUACCCCAUUUUAUGAGAGACCUGGUUUCUACAGUGCUCCACAGACACCCAUCAGCUCCAUCCCCAUGAUCUUCCCUUCGAGACGCCAAGGGCGCAAGAAGCCCCCUGCACUCUCCAGCAUAGCUGCAUGCUCAAAUUCUCUUAAGGACGUCGUUGUCAAUUCCUCACCUUCCAGGAUGAGUGAUACGUACAAAAGCCAGAGCUCCCUCGGCUCAAGUGCAAAGGAAACAUUUAUUUGGCCAACAGAACGGAAUAAAGGUCCUGACUCGCUGGUUGUAAUGGUGGAAGAAGAAAAAAGCAACUCUAGCAGUAAAAGCAGAGAAGCUGCCAUCACUGGAAGUCCAGCAGCUCUGUCCACAGCAUCAGACAGCCCUAAAUUCCCUUUCCUAGCAGAGUCCCCAGACCACGAGCAGCAGGGCAGCUUCAAAAGUCUGAAGAGUUUAAAAGGCUCCCACCCACCCUGGCUAGCUCUGGAGAACGCAGCAACAACCACGCCUAAUUCUGAGCAAUCGGGUGCCCUCCCCCAACACAGCAACGUACCGCCCAGCAGCAGCACCUCCCUCUGCUUCUCAUUCACUCCUGUCUCAUCUCCAGUGCUGGAGAGAUGCCCCAUAGGGAACAGAGGCCCCGAUACUCACAGUCUAAGUUCAGAAGACGCAGCCAGUGCACCAGACCAGCAUCCAUCAGAGGUUUCCAGGAGCAUGAGAGAUACAGCAAACAGAAGCAGUAACGCUCCUCCUACGAGAGAGGCAAGAAGAGCAGAAAGUCCAUCCACUAAUGACUCUGGCAUCUCUCUUGCUGAGGGUGACUACGUGGGGCUGAUGGAGGUGAUCAUGGAGACAAGUGAAAGCAUAUGUGAAGAGCAGAUGGAUCAGUGCAGCUGAAGGAGACUGACACACACACGUAUGCCAGGUAGAAAUGAUACUGCAGUGUCUUCACACCUGGCCCACACUAGCACUCAUCCUCCUAAAAGAAGGGCAGUGCUGCACCCCCAAACUUCUUGUUUCUGGAGUAUUAUUCACCUACAGCCCAGCACCAGUGACUCACCACUACUGGACUCAGGCAUAGUAGCAGGCACUUGAGCUCAGUGCCUGCAACAAGAAAAAAAAAA